CUUUGCCCUGGACGAGCCCUAAUAAGCAAACUAGCUUUGAAAAUGGAGGGAAGAACUCUGUGACAUUGGCGCGCUAAAGCAACGGAGUUCAAAAGAAAUGGCUACACAAGAAGACGAUGAAGACUAUAUAAAUCCCCCUGAAAUGAUCUUGCCUGAUGAAGAAGAUGAAGGGAAAAGCCUUACCAUGCUAGGUGACGGUGCAGUGACGCAACAACAUUGUAUCCGUUCGAUCGAGUCAACGGUGGUGAUUAGGCAGCUUCCUUCGGAAGGGAUUUCUUUCCAGCUUUGGCCAGCCGCUACGACGCUUGUUAUGCUCCUUGAAAACCACCGCCGUUACCCCAACAAAAACCUCCUAACCGAUUUGUUCACCAGUGGAGGUAAUGAUGAUCGGAAACUGAAAAUCCUUGAGCUAGGGUCCGGUACUGGGCUCGUCGGAAUUUCCGCAGCCGUCAUGUUCGGAGCUAAUGUGACGGUGACAGACUUGCCACAAGUCGUCCCCAACCUUCAAUUCAACGUUGAAGCGAACGCUGACGUAGUAGCUCGAAAAGGUGGGACCGUCAACGUGGCUCCAUUGAGGUGGGGAGAGGAUGAUGACGUGAAGGUUAUUGGGCGGGAAUUUGAUAUUGUUUUGGCCUCCGACGUGGUUUAUCAUGCUCAUUUGUUCGAGCCGUUGAUCGAAACGCUACGUUUUCUGUUGAACGGAUGUGAAAAGAUGGCUUUCAUUAUGGCUCACUCGAGAAGGUGGAAAAAGGAAUCUGUAUUUUUCAAGAAAGCGAACAAGUUUUUUGAUGUCGAAACCAUACACACUGAACCUCCGAAGGAGGGAUCUAGACUUGGAGUAGUUGUUUAUGUCUUCCUUGGGAAAAAGCUAAAAUGUUAAAAGGAGUUUGAAUUGACCAAAAGAUUGCCGACAAGGUUAUGAUUAGUGAAGUUGAUAAAUAAGUUCGAUUUCUUACGCAUUUCUGUUCUGUUGUUUCAUUUCAGAGUUCAAAUACUUGACUGGUUGCUUACUGCCUCCGGUACAACAGUUACUCGCCAGCAUCAGUGUUAGAACUUUUAAACUGGACUGAGAGCGAUAAAAUUGAAAUCUAAUGAACAGCAUUUUACACCAAACCCAAUAUACUGUGAUUGUGCUUACAGCAAAAAGUACCAAAACCCAUGUUGAUCAUCCAUCGGGAGUUUGAAACAAUAGGGAAAGAGGAAAAAAAAGUAUCCUAGAAUCUACAUUCACACAAAUGACAGCCAUGCUCCCUUUCCUGUUGCUGGUGGCCUAGUCACACUUGAAGCAUUGCUUUCUUUCACCAUUCACAAGUUAAAAACUCUUAGAAAUAAUAAAUGCCUCCAAAACUGAUUCUGGGCAUUUGAGUGCCAUCUUGUCAUAAAUAAUAGCAAUACAUACCA
Molecule: messenger RNA, 1401 nt
Organism: Gossypium arboreum
Lineage: Eukaryota; Viridiplantae; Streptophyta; Magnoliopsida; Malvales; Malvaceae
Exons: 1
Coding region: 98-880 (260 amino acids)
Source: RefSeq, a predicted model, not a curated record